This is a messenger RNA of Microthlaspi erraticum, 1311 nucleotides long. Lineage: Eukaryota; Viridiplantae; Streptophyta; Magnoliopsida; Brassicales; Brassicaceae. The record is from the annotation of a GenBank genome assembly.
AUGGCUGGCUUGAAAUGUGAUGGGAAAUUUCCGGUGACGGAGGAGGUAUCAAUGGAAGAAGAUGAUGGUGGUGAUGAAACGAGGAAGAUUGGAGUCUCUGGAGGAAAUAUAUCACUUGUUGUUGAUUUUAGUGGCUCUUUGACUCGGACUAGAUCUCAAAAUGUUUCCCCAAAUGAGAAUCUUGUUAAGGAAAAUCAAACUCAGGAGCUUCUGGUUGGGAAUCUUGUAUGGACGAUGACUAAAUCCAAGAAAUGGUGGCCAGGGGAAGUUGUUGGUUUCAGAGCUGAUGCAAAGGAGAGUUUCAUGGUUAGACAUCUUGGUGAGAGCCAGCUUGUUUCUUGGUGCGCACCUUCAAAGCUGAAGCCUUUCAAGGAGAGCUUUGAGAAGCUGGUGAAUCAAAGAAACGACAAUGGCUUUUUCGCUGCGGUAGAGAAUGCUAUGACCCUGUUGGGAAACUCGUUGAAGCUUGAGAUGACUUGUUCUUGCAUUGCUGAGAAGAACGGAGUAAUGCCGUCUCAAUAUGGUAAAACUCGGAAGACGAAGCCUUUGAUACUUCGUGAAUUCUCUGUGGAUCGGUUGGAACCAAAAGAUUUUGUCUUUGAGUUGAAGAAUCUGGCGAAAUGUGUUUCGAAUGGUGGGAUACUUGAGAUGACAGUUAUGCAGAGUCGGUUAUCAGCUUUUUACACUUUCUUUGGGCAUAGGCAGGUACCAAUGAGCGAGCUACAACAAAACGAGGUUAGGAAAGUGUUCACUGCAGCUAAGAUGAAAGAGAGUCAGUUCGUUGGUUCUCCGUCCGUUGUUGCAGGUAGUAGCAGGAGGAAGUUUCGGAAAGAAUGGUUUAGGAAAUUUGUCAGUGAGGUUGACAAUGUGUCUGCGAGAAACGAUUUAGUGAAUGCGUCUCCUUCUGAUUUGGUAUCUAAACUCAAGCUGCUUGCUGUGGGCUACAGUUGUUCAGAAGAGACUGAAGAUAUUGGUCUCUUUGAGUGGUUCUUCUCCAAAUUCAGAAUUUCUGUGUAUCAUGAUGAGAAUGCUUACAUGAUGCAGUUGGGUAACAUGGCUGGUUUGAAGGAUUUGAUGCUAGCUAAAGAUGCAAAUCCAGGUUCUACGCAGAAAACCUCCAUGUCAAAAACAUUAGGGAAGUCAAAGAUUGUUUCAGUUGCUGAUACUGAGCAGAAGAAGACCUUUGAGACGCAGAAAUCAGUGAAGUCAAAGAUCGAGACUUUGACUGGUGUUUCAGUUGCUGAUACUGAGCUGAAGACCUUUGAGUCGCAGAAAUCAGAGAAGUCAAAGAUCGAGACUCUUAAUGGCGUU